CGCACUCGGUUCAAGUCAGACGAUAGCGCACGACCGGCUCACGACUGUGUCGUUUUUUAUCUUUCUCUAGCAAGCGUAAGAAUACAUUGGUUCACAGAGGACAGAAGAGGAAAAAGGAGACGAAGAAUCAGAAGAAGAACAACAAGAACAAGCGGAGGCUUCUGUGCGCUCGAUCACGGGAGCGUGCAAGACAACGAAAACGUUUGGGUGCACUCGGGUCUAGCGUUAACAACACUCACUCUCUCUAUCGAUUUAACGUUUUUCAAAAUUACCAACUAUGUGGAUUGACGCGUGGAAAUAUCGGUAACAAACUGAGACAUUAAUUUUACACAGAGGUGAGUGCUGGAGAUACCGAUAUUUACCAGGCAUCUCGAGAGAACUUAAAAUGUGCCUAAGGAGAGAUGUCAUCUCGUCCUGCAGCAUCAUCAAACGAUAUCUUCUAACACCGGUUACCUGUGUGCUUCUACUCCUCAUUGUUAUUUCAUCUUCUCAACCUUCUCAUGCUGUGGUGUGUAAAUCAUAUGCAUGUAAUUGUACGGGAAUCAAAGGAACCCCAGGAUUUCCUGGAAUAGCAGGGCCUCAGGGUCCGGAAGGAAUUCCUGGGGACAUUGGUCCAGACGGGCCACCAGGACCGAAAGGGGAAAAAGGAGACGAAGGAGAGUAUGGAGGAACUGGAGAAAAAGGAUAUCGAGGAGAUGAUGGAAUACAAGGGUUUCAAGGAGAACCAGGUCUAUCAGGUCAUCCAGGUAUUGCUGGAGUUCGAGGACCAGAUGGACUAGAUGGUUGUAAUGGAACUGAUGGACGAGCUGGUGUACCAGGUAUACCAGGAGCUUAUGGACCAAGAGGUUUUCCUGGACCUGAUGGAGAUCCAGGUCCUACUGGAGAACCUGGAGAUGGUGGAAUCAAUUCUGUUGGUGCAAAAGGUGACCGUGGUGAACCAGGAGUUGAUGGUCUUGAGGGAUACACAGGAAGCUAUGGAAUUCCUGGAGAUAUGGGAUAUCCUGGUGAGACAGGAGACAUGGGAUUUACUGGUCCACGUGGUCUACCAGGACCUCGUGGAGAUCAAGGUGAAACAGUUUAUGGUGUAAAAGGUCAGAUUGGUGAGCCAGGAGAUCGAGGAGAACCCGGUCCCUACAUUCCUGAAUGGAGAAAAAAAGACGAUACGAUUCCUGUGAAAGGUCCACAAGGACCGAAAGGUAUUCGCGGUGACUGGGGAGAUCGCGGAAGGAAAGGUGAACUUGGGGAUAAAGGACCGAUGGGACGACCUGGAUAUGCGGGAGUAAAAGGUAUAAAAGGAGAACAAGGAGAUGAUGGUCCAAGAGGAAAACAGGGUGUUCAAGGUCCUCCCGGAGCUGCUGGUGAAAAAGGAGAAAAAGGAGCGCCUGGAUAUGCAGGAAGUCCUGGAGAAGAUGGAUGGGAUGGAGAACCAGGAGAACUUGGAAAUCAAGGACCUCCGGGGAAACAAGGAGCCCCAGGAGAAAAGGGUGCAUAUAUCCCUGAACUCGAUGAAAUCAUUGCUGGUUCAAUAGGUCCUCAAGGAGAUUUAGGUCCACCUGGUGAACCUGGUAGAGCCGGAACUCCUGGAAAGCCUGGAUUAGUGGGUUAUAUCGGACCACCUGGACCUCCUGGACCACGAGGUCCUCCUGGUACUCCAGGGCUUAAAGGAUCAUCUGUGAAGGGAGAACAAGGAGAUGACGGUCUGCCUGGAAAUUUGGGUCCUCAGGGCCCUCCUGGAAGACCUGGUUUACCUGGUUUGCCAGGAGCGAAAGGAUUCCCAGGUAUUACCAUUAUUGGACCUCAAGGACCUGAUGGAUAUCCGGGAAUAGAUGCUACACCGGGUCUACCAGGAGAUCGUGGAGAUCCUGGUCCCCCAGGUGAAAAAGGUUUUCCUGGUAAAGGAGUAAGGAUUCAAGGACCUCGAGGUGAAGAUGGUUUACCGGGUACUCCUGGUCAACCUGGACCUGAUGCCUGGCCUGGUUUCCCAGGUGCAAAGGGUGUAAAAGGACAACGCGGUGAUGAUUGUGGAGUAUGCUCACCAGGUUUACCGGGAGAAAAAGGUGAACCAGGUGAUUCUGGUUUAAACGGAUAUCCUGGAGCUCCAGGAUUCCCUGGUUUACCAGGACCACGAGGAUUUAAGGGACAACAUGGAAGACCUGGUACUGUAGGUCCAAUGGGUCUAGAAGGAGACAGUGGACGUCCAGGAAUUGCGGGACCACAAGGACCAAAAGGAGAAGUUGGUCAAAUUAUUUGGCCGCCGAAAGAAAAAAUUUUUAUUCCUCCUGGUGAUAUUGGAGAUAAAGGAUACCCAGGAUUUGAAGGUCUUCGAGGAAUACGUGGACCACCAGGAGAAAUCGGUGAUCCAGGACCUGGAGGACCUAAAGGAGACAAAGGUGAAUUUGGAUUACCUGGACCUCCAGGAAGAGAUGGUCGACCAGGAUUCAAUGGUUUACCUGGAGAAAAAGGAGAAGAUGCCGAUGUACCAGUUGAAUUUCUUCGUGGAGAUCCUGGAUUAGAUGGUAUACCAGGCCCUAAAGGUGUACGAGGAGAAACAGGUUUACCUGGAGAACAAGGAGAAUCUGCUGAAUACGAUAUUAAUCUUAAAGGUGAUAAAGGAUUCAAAGGAGAACGAGGAGAUCCUGGCUAUGAUGGACUCAAAGGCUGGCCUGGUCCUACUGGAGAUGAAGGUUGGCCUGGUGCUCCAGGGCUACAAGGCUCUCCUGGUAUAUCUUUACAAGGUGCACCAGGAUUGAAAGGAUAUGCUGGAAUACCUGGUGAUCAAGGGCCUCGUGGUUCUGCCGGAAAACCAGGACCUACAGGUCCACCAGGCUUUGCUGGUGCCCCAGGCACAAAAGGAGAUCGAGGAGAUAUGGGAACGAAUCUAUUAUACGGAGAAAUCGGAGAGCGUGGUAGAAAAGGUGAAAAAGGUGACUACGGAGAAGAAGGACCUCAAGGACGUAGAGGAAAUCCUGGUGAUGGUGGUCCCAAGGGAAAUAAAGGAGCUAAAGGCGCACCUGGUUUUGAAGGACUUCCGGGACUUGAAGGUGCAAAAGGAGUUCGAGGUGAUUCCAUUCAAGGACCUCGUGGCUAUCCCGGAAGUCCAGGUCUUCCUGGAAGUCCUGGAAUGCUUGGUAAUAUUGGACUUAGUGGUGCUGAUGGACCUCCUGGAUAUGAAGGAAUGAAAGGAUUGAAAGGAGAAAUUGGAAAUAUUGGUCGUCGAGGUGAAGAUGGUGAUAUUGGACCUCAAGGGUACCCUGGAAUGUUUGGAAUGCCUGGACUGCCAGGGCGUCCCGGUGAAGAAGGUGAUGACGGAGAAAUUGGUGAACCUGGUCCACCUGGUUGGCCAGGAUUAGAUGGUAUUCCUGGACUACCAGGUUUUAAAGGAGAAAGAGGAGAUAUUGGAUUUCCAGGCGUAUCAGGUCCUGUUGGACCUCCAGGAUUACCUGGAAUAGCAGGAGACGUCGGUUACGAUGGAUUACCAGGAGAACCGGGUGAAAAUGCUUUUAGUGGUCCUCAAGGAGAUAUGGGAGAACCUGGAUUUAUGGGAGAAGUAGGAAUACCAGGAAGACCAGGUUUUGAUGGACGACCUGGACUUCCUGGAGAGCCUGGAUUAGAUUCUACUGGAUUUGAUGGCUUAACUGGGCCAAAAGGUGAACCUGGUUGGAAUGGAAUCGAUGGAAGACCAGGUCCAAAGGGAGAAAUAGGAGAUAUCGGACCUGAUGGAUUUAAAGGGGAACGAGGUGAUGAUGGUGCUCCUGGUAGAUCAGGUGCUCCGGGUAUACCUGGAAGAACAGGAGAAAAAGGAGAGCGAGGGCAAAUGGGUGUAGCUGGCUUUGAUGGGCUUAAAGGAAAACGUGGAUUUGAUGGAGACCCAGGAUCCAUGGGUCGACCAGGUAAUCCGGGAGAUCCAGGUCCACGUGGAUUCCCUGGUCUUCCUGGACUUCAUGGGCCUAAAGGAGAAGUGGGUGACAUUGGAUUAACUCCGUACGCUGAAGCUACUAAAGGGGAAGUUGGUGAUAUUGGUUUUCAUGGAUUACGUGGAAGAAAAGGAGAACAAGGUGAUAUGGGAUCACCUGGUUAUCCAGGUCGUAAGGGAGUUCGUGGUGAUGAUGGAUAUCCUGGCCCCGAUGGAUUUCCUGGAUUGGAAGGAUUACCAGGGUUGCCUGGUGACCGGGGAUUGCCUGGGGCUCCAGGUUUACCAGGACAAUUUGCUGAACGUGGAGAACCAGGUAUGGCAGGUCUUGAUGGACAACCAGGAAUUCCAGGACGACCAGGACAAAAAGGAGCACCUGGUGAAUAUGGUCCUGAUGGACCAAAAGGUAUUCAAGGCGAUGCAGGCAGAAGUAUUCCUGGACCAAAAGGUGAAAAAGGAAAUUUAGGACCACGUGGAUUUGAAGGUCGUCCAGGAGCACCAGGUUUACCUGGCUUACCAGGGUUCCCUGGACCUGAUGGUCCAAAAGGUUUUAGAGGAGAAAUAGGUUAUGCACGUUAUGCUCCGAAAGGUGAACAAGGAGAUAUUGGUUACCCUGGACGUGAUGGUCGACAUGGAGCUAAAGGAGAAAUUGGUGAUUCUGGAAGACCAGGAUUACCUGGAUACCCUGGCUUAAAGGGAGAGAGAGGAAUUCCAGGAGAACCAGGGUUACCUGGAGUACAAGGACCUGAAGGACCUCAAGGACCUAAAGGAGAUCCAGGAAUCAAUCCUUACCCACCAUUCCCGCGAAAAGGACCCAUUGGUGAUCCUGGUCUACCCGGUUUACCAGGAUACCCUGGAACACCAGGAGUCAUGGGAAUGCCAGGUUUAGAUGGAUUACCUGGUCUUGAAGGAGAAAGAGGAGAAAAUGGUUUACCAGGACUUCCAGGUCCUGAUGGACAAGAUGGUUUACCUGGACGUCAAGGAGCACGUGGAGAAAUAGGUCGCCAGGGAGCACCAGGGUAUGCUGGAAUAAGAGGAGAUGAUGCUUUACCUGCUCCACCUCCAAGAAGUCGUGGUUUCCACUUUGCCAGACAUUCACAAACAGAAAUGAUUCCACUCUGCCCACGAGGGACAACCAAAUUAUGGGAUGGAUUCUCCCUGUUGCACAUUAUGGGUAAUGGUCAUCCUUGGGGACAAGAUUUAGGUUCCCCGGGCAGUUGUGUCAUGAAAUUCUCUACAAUGCCUUUCCUAUUCUGCAAUUUAAAUAAUGUUUGCGAUUACGCUCAACGUAACGAUUAUAGCUAUUGGCUAAGUUCAACAGAGCCAAUGCCAAUGAUGAUGACUCCGAUUCCUGCACCCGAAGCUGGAAGAUAUAUAUCUAGAUGUUCAGUUUGUGAAGCUUCAACUAGAAUGAUUGCAGUACACAGUCAAUCCAUGACAAUACCUGAGUGUCCUGGAGGCUGGGAUGAAGCGUGGAUUGGUUACAGUUUUCUAAUGCAUCGUGAUUCUGGAUCAGCUGGUGGUGGACAAUCAUUAAUUUCUCCAGGAUCAUGUCUUGAAGAAUUCCGUACUCGACCAUUUAUUGAAUGCCGUGGUUUGGGUACUUGUAAUUACUUCUCAACUGCAAUAUCUUACUGGCUAGCAACAAUCGAGAAUCAUGAGAUGUUUAGAAAACCUCAACAACAGACUCUUAAGGCCGAUCAUACAUCGAGAGUUAGUAGAUGUGCUGUCUGUAUUCGACGGCAAAUCACAGAAAACAAUAAUAGUAGACUUAGACCAUUCACAUCACAUGGAACAAGUCAUGUACCUCCACCGGAACGUGAGAGGUAUCCACCGACGAUAAAUAAUUCUCAGCCAAUUCAACGUACACCACCUGAUUGGCAGCAACGCCGACGACAACCGAUAAGAGAUAGUAGAAUUACCUCAGGUCGUGUUCCUCCUCAAUACCGUAGGAGAGGUCGAAUACGUAAGCCAGAACAAUCAAAUGAAGUCAUAUAUUAACGUAAUACUAGAUUUAACGCAUUUAAAAAUAAAUUGAAUAAAUAUGUUAAUUAAUUAUUAACUAUCUAUGUAUAUAUAAUUAAAAUUUUUAUAAUAACUAAUAUUCACGAAUAAUUUUUAUGAAUCUAUCAACAUUAAAUGUCACAUUGUGACACAUAAUUCAUGCGUUAACUUCUAGAAUUUAUAUAUAUAAUAUAAGUCAUAGAAAGUAAACCUAAAUGCUAUUUUAAAAUACUAAAUAUUUGUUUUUUAUUCAAUUAAAAUACUGCCAA
This is a messenger RNA of Chelonus insularis, 6183 nucleotides long. It is a transcript of the gene vkg, whose product is annotated as viking. NCBI's taxonomy places the organism in Eukaryota, Metazoa, Arthropoda, Insecta, Hymenoptera, Braconidae. Gene Ontology annotation, cellular component: collagen trimer. The coding region runs from base 386 to 5911 and encodes 1841 amino acids. The transcript is spliced from 21 exons. Gene Ontology annotation, molecular function: extracellular matrix structural constituent conferring tensile strength. Gene Ontology annotation, biological process: extracellular matrix organization. The record is from RefSeq and is a predicted model, not a curated record.